CAGCUAACCUUCUCACAUUCACCGAAACCAAUGAAGAAGUGGUCGUAUCACAGGGGUGCGAAACGUAGAAAUCCUGCAUCUUCGGUGAUUUUACGGUGACAGACACAAGGGGUGGCAGACACUUGGAUAGAGAUAAAGUGAGAGGGGGGUUCCUCCUGGUCUGUCACCUAAACGUGUUUUCAGGCCGAAUUCCAACGACGCCCUACUCGCGGACUCCAUUCUGAUUUCACACAUCAAAUAACGUUACGCGGCGGCAUCAUGGCCUACAUCGCUGUCCAAAGGAUAAAAAGGGAAUUUAAGGAGGUCCUGAAAAGCGAAGAGACGAGUAAGAACCAGAUCAAGGUGGACCUAGUGGAUGAGAAUUUCACAGAACUUAGAGGAGAGAUAGCAGGACCCCCAGACACACCCUAUGAAGGAGGUAGAUUUCAGUUAGAAAUCAAAAUUCCAGAAACGUAUCCAUUCAAUCCACCAAAGGUGCGAUUUAUCACAAAAAUCUGGCAUCCCAACAUCAGCUCUGUCACCGGUGCCAUAUGCCUGGACAUCCUGAAAGACCAGUGGGCGGCAGCCAUGACACUUCGAACGGUGCUGCUUUCGCUACAGGCUUUACUGGCGGCAGCAGAGCCAGACGACCCACAGGACGCUGUGGUCGCCAAUCAGUAUAAGCAGAAUCCAGAGAUGUUCAAACAGACGGCUAAACUCUGGUCGCACGUAUACGGUGGCGCUCCCGUCUCCAGUCCAGAAUACACACGCAAAAUAGAUAAACUCUGUGCAAUGGGCUUUGACAAAAAUGCAGUAAUAGUGGCACUGUCAUCGAAAUCCUGGGAUGUUGAGACGGCGACAGAACUCCUGCUUAGCAACUGAUUCCAGUCUAAGAGUCUACCUGCCUGCACCUGCCCUAAGACCACCAUCCUCCUCAUCUCCAACAUCCUCCCAUCUUGCCAUAUGCAAUCCUCUCUUUCUCACUCUCUUUCUGUCACUCUCUCUCUCUGUCAUUCUCUCUCUCUCUCUCACACACACACACACAAACAAACAAGCAAACAAACAAACACACAAACAUUCUGUGUCUUUCCACUGUCUGAGCCCUUGAUCAGGUCCCAAGGCAAAAGCCCCCACAUUCUCACAAUCUUGCAGUGUCAACAUUAAGUCAUAUACACACACACACACUCACCAACCAGCACACAUCUUCCAGUGUUCACCUUCCCUGGACUCUACUGUUCUCCUCCUCCUCUCCCUCUUCUCCCACCAUAUCCCCACACAUGGACAUUUGACACCUUUCCCUAACUAGAUAUGGCUUCGCUCUCCCCUGUACGUACACACUACGCACACACACACACACACACACACACUCACACUCCAAAAUGCAGUCUCUUCCGUUUUCCACUUUUCCUGAUUUUACCUGGACUGGCCAUUGCCUUUUGCUUUCUUCUGAAACCAUUCCUCUCCAGUAUGCAGCUUCUUCUAUUCCAUUCUUUUUUCUCCAUUCCAACCACACUCUCUCCUCUUACCUUUGUGUUGUUGUCAGGUGACUUCACCAGGCAUCUCUUUUUUUUUAAUAAUUCCCAUUUCCCCUCGACCUCCUCUCCCUACCUCUUUUAUGCACAAUCAUCCAUACAGUAUCUACCCCCAAACUCCCUUUUUUUAUUUGGAAGAAUUUGGACUCCCCCUUUUAAGCAAACAGAUAAUGUAAAGAAAUGAUAUCUCAUCAUCCCCACUGUUCACCAACAGCAUAGCCUGAACCAACCAAGACUGGAUUAUUAAAGGAAAAAAAAGAAAGUAAUGAUUCCACACCCACAGAACUAUGUCUUAAGGAAAAAAAAAAGAUUUCAUCUGUAAAUAAUGCUAUUAAAGUCUGUAUAAAUGAAAAA
Messenger RNA from Alosa sapidissima (American shad), 1865 nucleotides. It is a transcript of the gene ube2ka, whose product is annotated as ubiquitin-conjugating enzyme E2Ka (UBC1 homolog, yeast). Lineage: Eukaryota; Metazoa; Chordata; Actinopteri; Clupeiformes; Clupeidae. The transcript has 7 exons. Gene Ontology annotation, biological process: proteasome-mediated ubiquitin-dependent protein catabolic process; protein polyubiquitination. Gene Ontology annotation, molecular function: ubiquitin conjugating enzyme activity; protein binding. The record is from RefSeq and is a predicted model, not a curated record. Gene Ontology annotation, cellular component: nucleus. The coding region runs from base 259 to 861 and encodes 200 amino acids.